Molecule: messenger RNA, 2126 nt
Organism: Hypoxylon trugodes
Lineage: Eukaryota; Fungi; Ascomycota; Sordariomycetes; Xylariales; Hypoxylaceae
Product: hexose transporter
Exons: 3
Coding region: 163-1866 (567 amino acids)
Biological process (GO): carbohydrate transport; transmembrane transport
Cellular component (GO): membrane
Molecular function (GO): carbohydrate:proton symporter activity
Source: RefSeq, a predicted model, not a curated record
AGUGUGUGCCUGUCUGUGUGUGUGUCUGUCCUAUCCCUCCCAUCCAGGUGUAUCUCUCAAUCAAUGGGAUACGGUAAACUUCAACCUCAUCCCCUUCAAUCGAAUACUCGAGCGACGCAUUACUCGUCGACAGCGCUGGUUUGACGUCGAAAAAUUAAUACCAUGGCAGUAGCCAUGGGCUGGCACAAACCCGAUAAUGUCGCCGGCUCUUCAGCCCCGGCCAUCAUGGUCGGCCUUUUCGUAGCAACCGGUGGACUCCUGUUUGGAUACGAUACUGGGACCAUAAAUGGUAUUCUUGCUAUGAAUUCAUUCAAGGCUCAAUUCAACACCGGGUACAGAGAUCACGACGGUUCCGUAGACCUCGCGCCAUCGCAAAUUUCCAUCAUCGUCGCCAUAUUAAGUGCCGGUACCGUCGCUGGUUCGUUCUUCGCCGCCCCUUUAGGUGAUUGGCUAGGUCGUCGAAUAUCGAUUAUCGCUUCGAUUUGUGUAUUUUGUUUCGGUGUCAUAUUUCAGGUCUGCGCCGAUGCUAUUCCCAUGUUAUUAGCGGGCAGGUUCUUCGCUGGUGUUGGUGUUGGAUCCGUGUCCGUCCUCGUUCCUUUAUAUCAAUCAGAGAUGGCCCCGAAAUGGAUUCGUGGUACGUUAGUUUGCGCAUAUCAACUCUCGAUCACAUUCGGAUUGUUGGCGGCGUCCAUCGUCAACCUCUUAACACAAAAAAUGGACGGUCCACCCGCGUAUCGAAUUCCGAUGGGCCUACAACUCACAUGGGCCUGUGUACUAUGUCUUGGUCUUCUAAUCUUACCCGAAACUCCUCGAUUCCUCAUCAAGCAAGGCAACAAACACGCGGCUGGCCUUGCCCUUAGUCGACUUCGCCGUCUCGAUAUAACACAUCCUGCCCUCGUCGAAGAACUCGCGGAGAUCGAAGCGAACCACGAAUACGAACUUUCCUUAGGCCCCGCGUCCUAUCGUGACCUCUUCGUCGGAACCCCCCAUCUCGGCCGACGAACGUUAACUGGUUGCGGUCUUCAAAUGUUACAACAACUUACCGGCAUCAACUUCAUUAUGUAUUACGGAACGACCUUUUUCACCAGCGCCGGUGUCUCCGAUCCUUUCUUGAUAUCCCUUGUUAUGAAUGUUAUUAACGUCAUCUCUACGGUUCCUGGAUUAUUUGUUGUAGAAUCAUGGGGUCGUCGGAAGUUACUCAUCGUCGGCGCGCUCGGCAUGGCGUGCUGUCAACUUGUCAUCGCGAUAUUUUCUACUCUUGCAAACGACUCUCAGAGCUCACUAGUAGCCAAACUCCUCAUCGUCUUCGUCUCCUUAUUCGUUUUCUUCUACGCCGCUUCGUGGGGCCCUGUCACAUGGGUCGUUACGUCAGAAAUAUAUCCUCUCAAGAUCCGCGCGAAAUCUAUGUCGGUCUCCACGGCUUCGAACUGGUUAUUAAACUUUGGUAUCGCUUACGGCACACCAUUCAUGGUCGAGGAAGGGAAUGGGUAUGCCGCAUUGGGUGCUAAAGUAUUCUACGUCUGGGGUGCCUUCUGUAUACUUGCCGCCAUAUUCGUAUACGGCAUGAUCUACGAGACCAGUAAAAUUAGUUUGGAACAGAUCGACGAAAUGUACGAACGCGUCGCCUUCGCAUGGAAGAGCAAAAACUUCGAACCGAGUUGGAGCUUCCAACAAUUACGCGACGACGGCUUUGCAGACAGCGGUAUACCACCUCCCGAACACGAACUACAAGCCUCCCGAACGACAACGACUACGAGCGAAAGCGUCCAAACGAUACAUACGGACUCCAAUCCCAACGACAGUCAAUCAGAAGAGGAUAAAAUAAUAAAUCAAAUGGGUAUGGGUAACGUCGACUUCAGCUACUAAGCCCGGAUCCGAUUUGUGUUUUUUGUUUUUUUCUAUCUCUUCCCGCUUAUCGCAGCAACGACCGCCAUGUCUUUACUAUAUCAUUGUGCGUUCCCUCUCCGCCUCCGCCCGAAAACGAAGGCAUGAAGGGGAUUUUCUGUUCUUAACGGAGUCAAAUGUUUGGAUAUAUAUAUCAGCGUAGGAGUUCAACGCGACGGAGUUAACGGCAAAGCUUUUUGGGAACCAUCUAAGGAGUGUGGGUUUGGCUAUUUAGGGGGGGA